CCCAAGAACUCUUUCUAGCUUUCACUACUGGUACUAUGAAAAACAAACGUAAAAAUAACCCCUUGGGCAUUAGGACCCAGUGGAAGCACCUCGCUCAGACUGGGUUAACUUCUCCCAGUGACGUCAAGAAGCAGCCCCAGCUCAUUCUCUACCCUCAGCCCCCCUCAUCUCUUUUUCUCCUGCUCCAGUUCUCCCCCUUUCUCCUCCCUUUUUCCUUCCCUCCUCCCCCUCUCCUCUCUCCUCCUUCCCCCUUUUCUCACCUCCUCCCUCUCCCUCUCCCUCUUCUCACUCAGCUUCCUAACAUUACAGAGAAAAUGCUGCUAUCAGUGACUUCCAGGCCUGGGAUUUCGACUUUUGGCUAUAACAGGAACAACAAGAAGCCAUAUAUGUCAUUGGCGCAGCAGAUGGUACCGCCUAGUUCAAGUAACAGCACCCCUAACAGCAGCAGUGGAAGCAACGGAAGUGACCAGCUGAGCAAAACCAACCUAUACAUCCGAGGAUUGCAGCCAGGCACUACUGACCAGGACCUUGUCAAGCUGUGUCAACCAUAUGGCAAGAUCGUUUCCACUAAGGCCAUACUGGACAAGACCACAAACAAAUGCAAAGGCUAUGGCUUUGUGGAUUUUGACAGUCCUUCAGCAGCACAGAAAGCUGUGACGGCACUGAAAGCCAGUGGCAUACAGGCACAGAUGGCAAAGCAACAAGAGCAGGACCCUACAAAUUUAUAUAUCUCAAACCUCCCCCUGUCGAUGGAUGAGCAAGAACUGGAGGGGAUGCUGAAGCCCUUUGGCCAGGUUAUCUCCACCCGAAUCCUUCGUGAUACCAGUGGGACUAGCAGAGGGGUUGGCUUUGCAAGGAUGGAGUCCACAGAGAAGUGUGAAGCCAUCAUCACCUACUUUAAUGGAAAAUAUAUUAAGACACCCCCUGGAGUACCAGCCCCGUCUGAUCCAUUGCUUUGCAAAUUUGCUGAUGGUGGACCAAAGAAACGACAGAACCAAGGAAAAUUUGUGCAGAAUGGACGGGCCUGGCCAAGGAAUGGAGACAUGGGUGGUAUGGCCUUGACCUAUGACCCCACCACAGCUCUUCAGAAUGGGUUUUAUCCAGCCCCUUAUAACAUCAGCCCCAACAGGAUGCUGGCACAGUCUGCCCUGUCCCCGUAUCUUCCACCUCCUGUGUCUUCAUAUCAGAGAGUGACUCAGACGUCUCCUCUGCCGGUUCCUAACCCGACUUGGCUGCACCACCAAUCGUACCUCAUGCAGCCUUCAGGUUCAGUUCUGACGCCAGGGAUGGAUCACCCCAUUUCUAUCCAGCCUGCCUCCAUGAUGGGACCCCUUACCCAGCAACUGGGCCACCUCUCCCUCGGCAGCACGGGCACGUAUAUGCCAACAGCUGCAGCCGUGCAAGGAUCUUACAUUUCCCAGUACACCCCUGUGCCUUCUUCCAAUGUUUCAGUUGAGGAGAGCAGUGGCCAGCAGAGUCAAGUGGCAGUGGAUACACCCUCAGACCAUGGGGUCUAUCCUUUCCAGUUCAACAAGUAACAGUGGCUGAGCCUUGCCUGCUUUGUCAUUUUACAAUAAUUUUGUGAAUUUCUUUUUUUGAAUGAAAUUUCAUGUGGAAUUUUGAGGAGCUGGGCAAGGAACAAGGCAGACAGGAGCAGGCAGCUGAAGUGGCUCUUCUUUCCUCUGCCCUGCCAUAUCCUGAGCAAAAAAACUAGACCUUGUCUUCAGGAAGCAGAGAUGUGACCGAGGCUCAUUAAAGAGCCAAUCCCACAGCCCUUGGAAGCCACUCUUGAGCCCGAUUUGGUUGAAGCCUAGGUCUUCCCUGGCAAGUUCCAGAAUGGUGGAUUUCCUGACUUCUGACUAACUUUUCUCGCUGCCAAGGCCAACACCAUCUGAGGAAGUGUCUUUUCCAGCUACAGCCUUUUGGGAAUAUCUGCUUUCCUGCCUCCUGGAUUUUCUUCUCUGCCCUGGGUCACGGCUCCUCCCUCCCCCGUUGCACAUGGCUGUGCUCAGAGCCUUUGCAGCUGUGACCUUGCUGAAUCCACAUGGGCUUUUUUCCCUACUGUGGAGGAUCCUCUGCUUUACCUAUAAAACAGUGGUUCUCAGGCAGAGGUGGUUCUGUCCCCAGAGGCCAUUGGCACCAUCUGGAAACAUUUUUGAUUGCUGUGCCUGGGGGUGGUGGCGUGUGCACUGCUGGCAUCUUAAGGGCCAGAAGCCAGGGGUGUUGCUGAGCACGUGCAGGGCACUGCACAGUCUGCGGUACCCAGCAAAGAAUGAGCUGGCUCCAAAUGUCAGUAUUGCCAAGACUGAGAAAGUGUGAUGUAGACAGUGCUGUUCCUGCCUCCCUGGGUAAGGUUAAUUCCCAUCCCAACCCUGGACACACAGUGCCUUUUGACACCAAUGCAACUGGCUGGGAGGGACUUAACCGGGAUCCUUGAAUUCUUCUGAGGCUGUGACCUUCGAUACCUCUGCGUACAGCAGGAGCUAUCCGUGAAAGGCCGGUGCCUGCUGCGUACAUGACAGAUAGACACAUCCGUGGAGGGACUGAGGUGGGGACUGUUCUCUGUGUGUGCCAUGUAAGGCAGGAAAAGACAAAGCUCUCUUAACUGUCCAGAGUGACCUGAUGUGCCCUGGUAAGUUUGGGCCUCUUCCAUGGGGGACCAGGAUAUCAGAAAUAAUUUUCCUUCUUGUAGAAGGACAACAGGGAGCUAGGAUAGAAAAGGGCAGUAAGUUCUGUCUCAUUAUUUAUGAGGUUAGGAAUCCUUUUAAAAAGCCUGUGUCUCACUCUUUAACUGUUCCCUUCUGCAAGACCUGACUGCGCACAUGGAGAUGGAUGGAAGAAAGCCUUUGCCCAUCUUCUAGGAGAUAGAUCUCCUGUCUCCUCCCAGCGGCCCUCUUAUGCACCGAAAGCAUUCUGCUCCCCUUCAAGGUCAGGUGCCUCUUCUCCAGACAGUCAGACAAAGAUGGAGAAACAGGUAUUCAUUAAGCUGGCUUUUGAGGGAAGAGGGGGAUAGCAGGGGAAGGAGCAGCUGUAGAGCUUGGGCCCCACUUUCCCUCCCUCCCCAGCCACUCCAGAAUUGAUAGUCCCAGUGCUCUCUACUGAGAUAAAAGCCUGGGGUAGCAAUGGGCAGGAUAUAUCACAACUAAAGGACAAAAUUGCCACUUUUCUCAUUGGUGCUUCUAAACUCAGGAAGGGCUUUCCCAGUGUCAUGUGGCCCCAAGCCCAGUAACCCAGUGGAAGGGCUUGACCAGACAGAUGGCUUUUAUUUUUGAGUCUCCAGCUGAGUCCCUCAAUCAAGGAAAGUAAGCCAUAGCUGCUUUCUUGUCAGUGGACUUUGAGAAAAAGAGAAACAAAUCUAGAAUUCUGUUCAUUUGGUAGGUCGGGAGUCUUACCAGAGGUCUAGUGCAAUGACAUAACACGGCCGUGAACAUAGAAAACAGUCGAUGUCGCCGCCCCCCCCCACAACUCUCAAUUCUGUCCCUUUUCUGUAUUUAAAAACGAAUUUAAAUGGCUCUAAUUCUUUACUUUAUGUUAAAUUUUCAAGUUACCUUUGGGGGUUCUCAUGUGAAUCUGCUUCUUAGAUUCCACUGGGUGUUUCUGCUAUGAGUGGAGUGUGAUGGGAGUACUGUUAUUACUGCUCCUAGGAAUGGUUUUUUUGGUGCUUCCAAUUUACACCCAUUUCCCCCCAACUGUUAGUUCAUUUGUCACAGUGGGUGAGUGACUGGAGAAAGAGGGAAGUAAUUUCUUCCCUUAAAUAGACUAAUUGGUUAGGGUGGUAGCAGAGGAAUUGUGGGGAACCUUCCAGCUCACAGCCUAGGGCUGGAAUGUUACACUGUGCCUCUUUGUUUUCUGAAUCCUGUCUUCAGGGAGCCCAGAAGUGUCAUUACCCCCACUCAUUAUAGAUGCUCAUAAAACAUUCUUGAAGUAUUUUACUCCUUUGUGUUUUUGUUUUCAGUCAGACAGAACAUACUGGAGUCCCUUCCUUAGAUGAUGUAAUCCUUUUCUAGGCCCAAGGCUGCCCCUCAGGCUCUAAGAUGAUGCUCAGAUCCUAGAGUAUUUAGACUUUUUUGAGGGUGUAGGUAGGCAGAUUUAGGAACAAUGAUGGACAGAGUUAUUAUUUUUAAAGUGUUUUUAACCAAAGAAUUCGAAAAGCUGUCAAGCCUAGGAAGCCCAGUAGCUCUGAAGAGGCAACAGAGCUCAUCAGUAAUAGAUGGGGGUGGGAUGACAUUAUCACACUGAGGAUGGAGACCAGAACUUGCUGCUUCUCAAACCACACCAGGCCACCUCAAGUAGCAUUCCAUUCCUCUUCCUUUCCUAACUUGCCCACCAGCCUUUCACCCUCCCAGUGUCUCUCUCCAGUGUUUAGUCCCUGCUACUCCAAUAUAUCAACCUGUCUGGGGCCGAGCCAUGCACAGGGCCCGAUACUUUCGCACCAUACAGCAGCUGUGAGAGGCCCUGCUGGAAUGUUGCAGGGACCAGACGGUGGCUACCAGACUUCUAAGAAAAUACAUCCAUGCUCUCUUGUGCACAGCCCCAUCUUCUGGGAAAGCGGUAGCAUUGCACUCAGGAGGGGGCCCCCUGGCAUUCUCAGCCCAGGGCAAUAAACUUGGAUGGGUGAUCACAUCCAAACUUGCCCCCAGGCUCUCUAGACCUGAAUCAGUAGGCGGGUGUUACAAAAACAGUCUAUAAGGAGUAAGUCCUAAAUCUUGUGCCUUAUUAUACCAAUUCUUCCUGAUCCCUUUAAGCCACCUAGUCUUUCUGCCCUACCUGCACUUUAGAUACUUCCAGGAAUUAGGAGAUUCCUGAAAUUUCUCAGCUUUUACUUCUCCCUUCCAUAGGAGUCUUCUUUUGCAGCUAAAAGCAGCCUAUGAGCUCUACCUCCCUCUGCUCUUUGCCGAAUUUUGUUGCAUCUCCCUAGCAGUGGUCCCCACAUGACUGUAACGAGAAAGUGCCUGUCCUCAUCACUCCAGUGUACCACUGCUCUCUGUCCCUGACUUGUCUGCUUCGGUUCUGAAUAAACCUUCCCUCUCUAAGCAGAAACUCAUAUUUCCUUGUCCUUGUUAAACAACUACCUCAUAGUCUCACGAUUCAACAAGGGCAUAAAGCACCUGGUUUAUGUUGUUCUCUGCUGUCCUUUUAUGAGGGUUAGGAAGCUGGGGGCUGGAAAAGGCCCAUGAUCAAAUGCAAAAAUUCUGCUUGGACAUUUCUAUUUCUGGAAUGUUUCCUUUGGGAUUUGUAGCUUACUUAUCACCCUAGAAUAAUAUGAACUCUCCAGGUAGGUCCUGCUGUGGUAGGCCAGGAGGGUAGGCUGUGUAAUGGACUGCCUAGGAUAGUAUCUGAUGGUCGGGAGAGUUACCUCAGGGGAACCACCAUGUUGGUUCAGCAGAUCUUAGAAAUUAAGAAAAUGAGAGUUGGUCCUUGGUCACCACGUAGCUGAGAAGGUAACCCAGCACCACAAGGGGGCUUGAGAUUGUUACAGUGCUGGAAGCAGAGGUUCUUCCUCUACCUUAACAUCCAGUUAAGAGUUCACCAAUACAAGGCUUCUAGCCUGAAGGGUAAAGACUUCUCCAGCCAGAGUAAAGAAAGUCCCCACCUCAUUAUUGCUGUCUCCAUUGUCUGAACUCAUAGCCCUUUUGGUCUUUGUGGGUGGGCGAAUAUUCUGCCUGCACUCGUUACCUUGGACAGAAUAAGUUUAUACUCAAAGCACGUUUUGUGUGUGUUUUCUGAGACUUCUUCCCACCUCUAUGCAGUGCCACCUUCCACCUCAUUCUUCCUUUUCUGAUCCCUGGUCUUCCCGUGUUCCUUCCCUACAACAUGGUAGAGCUCCAUUUUUAUCUUCAACUUUUUUUUGUUUGGAAAUAAAACAUAAAUGUCUA
Molecule: messenger RNA, 5876 nt
Organism: Nycticebus coucang (slow loris)
Lineage: Eukaryota; Metazoa; Chordata; Mammalia; Primates; Lorisidae
Gene: RBMS2
Product: RNA binding motif single stranded interacting protein 2
Exons: 12
Coding region: 36-1538 (500 amino acids)
Cellular component (GO): nucleus; cytosol; ribonucleoprotein complex
Molecular function (GO): poly(U) RNA binding; mRNA 3'-UTR binding; poly(A) binding
Source: RefSeq, a predicted model, not a curated record